Closterium sp. NIES-65 is the source of this 1710-nucleotide messenger RNA. Lineage: Eukaryota; Viridiplantae; Streptophyta; Zygnematophyceae; Desmidiales; Closteriaceae. The record is from the annotation of a GenBank genome assembly.
AUGAGGCAGGUCUUCCCAAAAGCAAACUAUCUCAGCAAAAAGAAGCUGCCAGCUCAGCAUUGGUCGCACCACAGCAGAGUCUCGGGAGCAUCAGGAACAUCGGGAGUAUCCGGAGUCUCUGGAGUGUCAGGAACCUCGGGAAGCUCCGGCAGCCUGCUCGGCUCCGGAGGCGCCGGGUCGUCCACAGGCAGCGGGGGACGCGGGCGUUCAUUGGAGCCGCCUGCGGAUCUCACCAUCCCACGGCUGACAGAGGACGAGAUCAAAUGUGUGACUCGCAAUUUCUCCACCGUGCUGGGGGAGGGUGGUUUCGGGAAGGUGUAUAAAGGCGAGAUGCGGCCGUGUGGUGCUAGCCCCAACGGCCCUUGCAGAUGCCCCCAUGAGUCCCGCGAGGGAGGAGGAGGCGCGGGUGAGAGGGAUGCGGAUGGGAGCGGGGGUGGUGAGGGUGAAGGAGGAGGCGGGUCGAAGCCUGGUGCCGGUCGGAUGGUUGAGAGGGACGCUGGUGGUUGCAAGCCAAUUCCUGUUGCAGUGAAGGUUCUUGCGCCGCACAGCUUUCAGGGCGAUUACGAGUUUAUGACGGAACUGGUGACGUUUGGGGCGGUGAGGCACGGCAACAUAGUGGAGCUGCUGGCGUACUCGCCGCACCCCAGCAAGGCGCUCGUUUACGAGUACAUGCCCUACGGGGACGUGCACGCCCUGCUCUCCCGUUGCAAGAAGGGCGAAGCAACGUUCCCGUGGGCGGCGAGGCUGAAGGUGGCACACGAGGUGGCGCAGGCAGUGGCGUUGAUGCACUCGCUGCGCUACAUCCACCGCGACCUCAAGGCCAGCAACGUGCUGCUCACCCAGGAUUUCACGGCCAAGGUACUACCUCUCAGGUACUACGUUCUUCCCCUCACCCCAUCCAUCUCCCACCUUCCCCCCUCGCCCUCCUCCUCACCCCCAACCUCCUUGUUUUCCUCACCCCAUCCCUCCCUCUCCCACCUUCCCUUCCUCUCCUCAUCAGGCCACGUGCAUGCUAAGAGUGACGUGUACGCGUUUGGAGUCUUCCUCGUCGAGCUCCUUACAGGGAAAUCAGUCCUCCAGGACAGCAUUCACGAGGACCUGAUCCCCACGCUGCUGCACCACGACCACCCCGACCUCGCCCUCCUUGUCGACCCCGCCAUCGCCCCCGAGUGCCGCCGCAAGGACGCCCUCGCAGUGGCCUACAUCGCCAAGUACGCGCUGAUUAAGGAGUGGGACGCAAGACCGAGCAUGCAGUCUGUUGCUCAGAAGAUCGGGAACGUGGUCAAAUGGCAGAAGUCCCGUGCUGAAGCUGCUGCUGCGGCGGAGGAGGGGGGAGUGGGGAAAGAGGGUGCGGGGGAAGGAAAAGGGGCAGCUGGGGAAGGGGCGAAAGGAGAGGUUGGAUCUGAGGUGGUGACUGAUGGAGGUGGUCAGGAGACGCGUGGUGCUGCUGAGGCUUCUGGUGCUGAGAAGUCCCGUGCUGAAGCUGCUGCCGCUGCGGAGGAGGGGGGAGUGGGGAAAGGGGCGGCAGUGGGAGGGGAAGCAGGGGGAGGGGGAGCAGGGGGAGGGGAGGGAAAUGGGGUAGUUGUGAAUGCGGCGAAGGGAGGGGUUGGAUCAGAGGAGGUGGAGAGCAAGGAAGGUGGUCCUGGGACAAAUGGUGCUGCUGAGACUCCUGGUGCUACUGCUGUUGCUGAGGUUGGGAGUGUGACUUGA